This is a messenger RNA of Lathyrus sativus (Indian pea), 462 nucleotides long. Lineage: Eukaryota; Viridiplantae; Streptophyta; Magnoliopsida; Fabales; Fabaceae. The record is from the annotation of a GenBank genome assembly.
AUGCAUGUUGAAUAUAUGGAACCUAAGGGAGAGGAAAGUCCACCGAAGGUAGAGGAAAGUCCACCUAAGGGAGAUGAAAGUCCGACAAUUCCGACUGGAUGGGAUGUUAAGUCCGAAGUUCAAAAGAAUGGUUCCAUAAAAAGGUCUUAUUAUUGUCCUGACACUGGGCAGAAUUUCUACACAUAUCCUAAUCUCAUUCGCUAUGUGAAUUAUGCUAAGCGAUAUCAGGUUGGCGCCUAUCAACUGUGUGGUAAAUCAAUUAGAAGAAGGGAAGACGAAGCGCUGAAGAAAAACACUUCUAUUGGUCGUAGGAAGACAUCAGCUGCCCUGUCAAUUCGUGGGAGACCAUCACGUCUAUCAAACUCAAAUUCAUUAGCUUCUGCCAAGAAUGAUGGGUCUAAACCAUCCAGCUCAGGUGAAAGCACCGAUGACGAGAAAGAUGAGGAUUAUAUACCCAAGUAA